Pecten maximus is the source of this 4187-nucleotide messenger RNA. RefSeq names its product macrophage-expressed gene 1 protein-like. The transcript has a single exon. The record is from RefSeq and is a predicted model, not a curated record. The coding region runs from base 95 to 2344 and encodes 749 amino acids. Lineage: Eukaryota; Metazoa; Mollusca; Bivalvia; Pectinida; Pectinidae.
CAGAGCAGCCUAGUGUGGUAGGCAGUAUAGAAGGUAAAGGAAAGUGUAAGUAACAGGUCUACAUCAGUUUAACAUCGGCUAUCGACAAUCAAACAUGGAGUACUACUUUAACUCCGCCAUUUUCAUUUUCGUAAUGCUGACAGUAGUCCCUGUCGUAUAUUCUUCGUCGGAUGUUGACAAAGGCACCCAGUUCGUGUACAGCGUCGGCGACCCACAAAGGUGUCUCCAGAGAAGUUUGAACAAAAACAUCAUGCGAUACGAGGUACUACCGGGAGGAGGAUGGGACAACUUACGAAACAAACAUGGCGGCCAAGUGAUCAAUUAUAACUACAGCCUUUGUGAAACUACAGACGACGGCCGUUACUUGUUACCAGACGGAAUCUAUUCCGUGCCAUUAAAGCAGAGUAAACUGGAAACGUUCGCCGAGUUGUUUUCACAUUGGCAGAACUACACCUCAACGACAUCGAGCACAGUCAAUGCUGAAGCUGGUUUCCAUAUUGGACAUUUUGGUAUUGGAGGAUCCUUCUCGCACGAGUCCGAAAGCGUUCGGUCCAAACAGUUGCUGGACAAGUCAGUGACAACUCGGGUUCAGAUGAGGUAUGUUCGAUAUUCUGCCAAAUUACAACCGGACACACCCUUGAAUCCGAAAUUCAAAGCGAGGCUUUUGAAGGUAGCAACACUGAUAGUGAAAAACCAGACGAACAUGGCUCGUUACGAGAGUCAGCUUUUGAUCAGGGACUUUGGCACUCACAUCAUCACCAGUGUAGACGCCGGGGCAGCACUUGUCCAGCAGGAUCAGAUCAAAACCACAUAUGCGCGUUCUUAUAGCAUGGACAAGAGUAAAGUACUGGCUUCUGCAAGUGCUUCAUUCUGCGGUGUAUUUAACAUCGGCGGAAGCUACGAACACUCAACGUCGAAGGAAAUGAUUGACCAGUAUCUUGGUAAUAGAACACAUUCCGAAACGGAAACAAUUGGUGGAUCAGUGUUCCAGCCGCAGAACUUCAGUCUUAAUGAUUGGGCUGAUAGCAUCGCAGAAAAUUUAGUGGCAGUAGAUCAAGCUGGAGAUCCAUUGUAUUUCAUCAUCACACCUAUGGCUCUACCGGAGCUGCCAUCGUCCGUUGUCUACGAACUUAUCCAACAUGUGAGAGACGCCAUCAAUCUUUAUUACAAACAUAACGUUUACAAGGGAUGUACCGAUGCUGAUUCUCCGAAUUUCAGUUACCAGGCGAACGUCGAUGACGGAACAUGUCGCAGUCUCUCAAAUAACUAUACGUUUGGUGGGGUAUAUCAGACUUGUACAAUGUCAGGAAAUGUGAAGUCUGACACUUGUAGUGAACUCGACCAAAAGAAUCCUCUGACAGGUGAAUAUUCAUGUCCUCCGAAUUACGAAGAAGUCGAGAUUGACGUAGGAAGUAAGAAAACGCCAAAUAAUGUACGCCGUUGCCACAGCUGUGGGUUUCUGGGUUUUUCAACAUGUUGUGGUGAUUACGCAUCAUCUCAAACAGCGUCCUACAAAGGAUAUUGGUGUUAUGCUACAGGAAAUGUUCAAGCCGGCUCUGGUUAUCUCUUUGGUGGAGUUUUCACAAACACCGUUGGAAAUCCGCUGACAGGUAGCCGAUCCUGUCCCCCGUAUUUCUACGCCUUGAAGCUUAGUAGCAGUCUGCGUGUUUGCGUCAGUGAUGAUUACGAACUUGGCUUCCGUUACUCUGUACCUUUUGCUGGAUUCUUCAGUUGUAAAACUGGCAAUCCCUUGAAGUUGAUGUCAGAUAAAGAAAACAAACACAAACGAAGUACAAAUGACAUGCUCGUUUUAGAAACAUUCCUGAAAAGCUCUGGACCUUCUCAUUGGCCAAGAGGUUGUCCGACCGGUUACAGCGAGCAUCUUGCUCUUGUUGCCAACGGAUGUGAAAUUUCCUACUGCAUUCAGGCAAACGCUUUGAGGGUCCAGGGUCUGCCGACUAUCAUACGACCUCCGUUUAUGGAGAUUCCUUUCAAUGGAUUUUCGGAUAAUUCCAGUUUCAUGAUAAGUAAUGAGGGUAUGGUAUGGGAAGAUAUUGAAGAAACUGCUGAUAUCGGCAACGAUAACUUUCAACAAGCAGCCAAGCACAAUGCUAAUAGUGAUACAACAACAGAUGGCAAUGGUUUGUCAGGAGGCGCAGUAGCCGUCAUCGCAAUAGUCGCUACUAUCGCGUCCAUGAUGUUGGUGUUAGUUGUGGGUAAAAUUAUCCGGAACAAAUACCGUCCUACCGAAUAUCGCCGUCAGCGGUCGGACCAUCUCAUCCCAAACCAACAUGUUGGGUAUGGCUCCUCAAACUCUCAAACCGAAGUACAAAUUGAAUCUUGAGGUAACUGAAUUGCGGCAAAGGACACUUCGGCAUCGAUUAAGGGUAAAUAAUCCCACUUUCGUAUAAUUCUUAGCAUGAAAGUUUAAUCAAAGGAUUUGCUAUUUCACAAUAGCAUGGUUUUAUUCAAAGAUUGUCAACUUAUAAUCAGUGAAUCCCAUCGUAAUGUUUUGUUGGAUGCUGAACAGAUAUAAUCAGACUGAUGGAUUGUAUAUAAAUCUAUAUUUAGUAACGUGACAUUGACUGUGUAAAAUGAUUAUUUUCUGAUAUACAAUAACGGUUUGUCAUAUGCAUGUUCACCUCAACAAAUGAAGUUUCAUUAUUCACAAAUAGUGCACCAUAAGAAUGAUCGAUAUAUAUUUCUUCUAAGUUUUGUGCCUUUUGGAUGUUCAAUCUGUAACAUAUCUAAAAAUUAAAUUUAGAUUUUUUUAUAGCAAAAGAAACCCCUAUUUCUGCUAGCGUAAGUGAGUGUAGGCUUAUAUUUAUGAAAUCCAUUUUCACCCUUGUAGGUGAACAAUACAUCUCGUUAGAAAAUUAUCAAUAAAAUAGUGUUUUAAUAAUCAUUUGCAAAAUUUAAUUACCAAUAAAUGUAUAUAUAUUAUAUCUCAUGCUGUUUUUCCAGGUUUAUGUGUGAUUUUGAUCAAUUAUUUUGUAAAUUCUAUCAUCUCACUCUUUCAACUGAAACAUGUAAAUUUUAUAGUAUUUUAAAUGCCAUAUUGAGGUAUGGAUGACAUAUAAAUACAGAUUUGUUUUUUGAAAAUAACAUUGUAUUAUUCAUUGGAGCGAUUGAGGAAGCCGCUUCAUUACACUUAAACAAGCAGCGAGUGUGUGCCUGUCUGACGUUAGUGGCUAUUUUUAGAGUGUGGACAUUUGGAGGGUUGUUGAAUGAUUGUGGUAUUAUUUUGUAAAUAUAAAUGAUUGAGAGUUAUUGUAAUGUAGUUUUGGGAUACAAGUCUUUAUCUAGAUCUUGAUUUCAUUCUAAACAAACAAAAAAUGUUAGCGAGGAAGAAUCUUUUUCAAUCUGGCGUUAUAUCGCUGGGCCGCUUUGAAGCAGUGCCGGAUAUGGAUAUUGAUUUGUGUAGAUAAGGUAAAUUUAACUGACAGUCCGUUGCAGCUUUUGAUAAAUGCCUAUAUGUGUUAAACAGCAUUUACGCGUUGGUAUUUUGAAUAUUAUUUUGUAUUUUUUUCUAUAUAGAUAGCGGCUUGUACAUAUUGAUUAUUACCAUUUCUAUUGUAGUAUUUGUACAUAGUAAUUUAGAAUUCGUCUCUGUACUUAAAUUUUUAUCAUUUUUUUUCGGAAUAGAUCACAAGUUGGUAUUGAGGAACCUUUAACAAAGAGGAUAUGAUUUUCAAUCAAAUAAAGCCCGACUUUGAGAUGGAGGUCUAUUUUUUCCAUUUUUGUUUGUUUGCAUUUUUAUAUAGUACUCUAACACAAGUUGAGUCAAGGUGCGUGUUUUUUUACUGCUGAAGUUAUUAGACAAUUAAUAUACUGUAAUUAUAAUGGAAGUAAGGAUUUUUGAUAGGCUGUUCUCGGAAUCAUGAUAUAUUUCUUGGUAUCUAAGAUGAUUUAAGAUUACGGAACCGUGAAUUCUGUUGAAUAGCAUUUCAAAUAAUUGAACGAGUUUAAUCCAUUUUAUUUGACAUGGCCACUUAUUUCAUUCUUAGGAAGAUAUAAUUGACAGGAUUUUUCCAAUUAUAAGCUAUAAACCCUCGAUAGUGUAUCCGAUAUACACCAGUCCCAGUUGUACUUUAAUAUUACAAUUAGACAUGGCUACCGAGGUUAAUGUAUAUAUAUGCUUCAUUAACAUUGUUUAGGCUUUAUGAAAUAAAACUUUCAGUAAACUA